CUGAGAGACGAAGAACAAACACAGCUUUCUGUUUUGCUGCUUAUGAUAAACCUCCAGAACCAUGGAUGCAACAACGUCAUCCAUCCAUGAAUCACAUGUCCACAACCAUGAAUCACAUGACCACAACCAUGAAUCACAUGUCCACAAUACCACAUGUCAUUUAUCUGUAGAAUCAUACCACUCUUUCCUAGUAGUGGUCUACAGUCUGCUGUUUCUGGUGGGCUUUAGCCUCAACAGCUUCACCUUGUGGUUUCACUGCCGUGGAGCUCAUGGACAAGUGUCCAAGAGCUGGAUGAUCUACCUGAAACAUCUGACAGCGGCUGACUUCCUGCUCUGCGUCAGCCUCCCGCUGCGCAUUAUUUACUACGACAACAGCUCAUUCAUCAUCCACCUGCUCUACUGCAGCAUCGGAGCCCCGCUCCUGUUUGUGAAUUGGGCUGCUAGCAUCCUGUUCAUGGCAUAUAUAGCAGCUAACAGAUACAUGAAGAUAUUUUAUUCCACGGGAACUCACUUCCUGAUGACUCCCAAAGCCAGCCACAUCAUCUCGAUAACCACCUGGGUUGUUCUACUGACCAUGAUAACACCUUACUCCAUCCUGAUGCUGAUAAACGAGAAACAUCACGAUGAUGAACACAGCAUGUGUGAUCAUCUGAUCAGUGAACCUGUGAAACCACUGCACAUACUGAGUCAUGGUUUUGCUUUCAUCAUCUUCCUUUCAGGACUCUUCUCUCUAGUCUUUUUCUACUACAGCACCUCCCGCAGGGUGCUGCAGGUCCAGCAGGCCCAACUGGCCUCCCCCAACUCCAAAAAGCUUAUGAAAUCUCGCAGGAACAUGUUGGUGUUGGUCAGUGUGUUCUGCUUUUGCUUUGUUCCUUAUCACAUUGUUCAACUUCCAUAUGUCCUACUUGAGGAAAACUGUUCGGUAGAGUUGUACUACGUCAAGGAGUUUGCCGUGUUACUAUCAGUUUCUAACAUCUGCCUGGAUCCUCUUAUUUACGUCUUUCUUUGUAAGGAGUUCAGGGCUCAGCUUAACCUGAAAAGAAUAUUCUGUCCAAAAUGCAAGAGAAACACCUCCAGUUUGGAGGCAAGUGACAGUGAGGAUCAGCCGAACACCAUCAACACCAUCAACACCAUCAAUAACAUCAACACCAUGUCAGAGCUCCAGGAGCAAUAAAACUGGCACUGG
Molecule: messenger RNA, 1186 nt
Organism: Xiphophorus maculatus (southern platyfish)
Lineage: Eukaryota; Metazoa; Chordata; Actinopteri; Cyprinodontiformes; Poeciliidae
Product: P2Y purinoceptor 14-like
Exons: 4
Coding region: 62-1174 (370 amino acids)
Biological process (GO): G protein-coupled receptor signaling pathway
Cellular component (GO): membrane
Molecular function (GO): G protein-coupled purinergic nucleotide receptor activity
Source: RefSeq, a predicted model, not a curated record